Cyclospora cayetanensis is the source of this 1212-nucleotide messenger RNA. Its product is annotated as GPI mannosyltransferase 1. The record is from RefSeq and is a predicted model, not a curated record. NCBI's taxonomy places the organism in Eukaryota, Apicomplexa, Conoidasida, Eucoccidiorida, Eimeriidae. The transcript has 10 exons. Gene Ontology annotation, biological process: GPI anchor biosynthetic process. Bases 1 to 1212 code for a protein of 403 amino acids. Gene Ontology annotation, cellular component: membrane; glycosylphosphatidylinositol-mannosyltransferase I complex. Gene Ontology annotation, molecular function: GPI mannosyltransferase activity; alpha-1,4-mannosyltransferase activity.
AUGCGCAUUGUAAGCGACCCCUACGCCGAGUUUCGCCCUCCAACGGUGUUCUUUCCCAAAACAGGCUGCUCCUGUGGCCGUAUUGUGGCUUCUGCAUGCACUCGAGCGCGCUGCGUUGGCGGUGUGUGUGUGAAAGGUGGGGGGUCGUGGGUGUGUGAACAUGCCGCAGUCGAAGUGAAGUUCACCGACAUCGAUUACAAGGUGUAUACUGAUGCGGCGAAUCACCAGCUAUCCAAGCAACAUCAGCAACAGCUCCCUCCCCGAGACAGCAGAACCAUAUCCACUGCAUACGUUUCUGCUGCCUUGCUGCUGCUGGCUGUUCCACCCGGUAGUUGCUGCUGUAAGCGCCAGAGGUAUGGUCUCUCUGUCCACGUCAAACUGUAUCCUGUCAUUUAUGGCGUCCCUAUGCUCUUGUAUCUGCAGCAGGGAAAAGAGCUGCCAGAGGGCCUCUUGAAGGUGCCUUCAUUUCCCAAAGAGAGGCUACUGCAAGUGGUCUGGGGAGUCUUUAGCGCUCCAGUCGCUGCUGCUAUGCUGCCGUUUCGCGUUUGCUGCUUCUUGCUGCGGCGGAUGGACCGCUGGCAAUGGUCCUUCGGCCUGCUCUCAUGCGCAGCCUGCUUGGCUAUUGGGAGCGUCUUUUACUUCAUAUAUGGAUUCCCCUUUGUCUACGAGUCCUACCUUUACCAUGCCACGCGCAGCGACCACCGUCACAAUCUCUCCCUCUAUUUUUAUCUGCUGUAUCUCGAUUCUUCGGCUCCCCUCAAGGUGCGGCUCGGGGGGCAUCUCUUUAGGCUGCCUGCAGCCGGACUGUCGGUAGCGCUGCUGCUUCCGCAGCUCGUCGGCACGCUUCUCGUCGGCUGUUUCUUUGCCAAGAAACACCUGGAGGCUGCACUCUGCCUUCAGACGAUUGCAUUCGUGGCGCUAAACAAAGUCUGCACCUCGCAGUAUUUUCUCUGGUGGCUUUGUUUGCUGCCAUUCGCUGUGGCUUCAACGGACAUGUCAAGGAAAACGGUUCGUGAUGUCGUGGUGGCAAUAGUUUUCUUCCAGCUCUCUUGCUUUCUAUGGCUUUUCUUCGCCUACAAGCUCGAGUUCGAGGGGCACCCCGUUUUUUUGCAGCUCAUGCUGGCUUCGGUGGUCUUCUUCGCUAGUCAGAUGCACCUCGUGACUCUUGUGUGCUCUAGGAUUCGCGCAAACGACAAGGCAGUAAAAUACUAG